AUGGAGGGCGAAGACACCGCCGAGCUCAGGAACCCCUUCCCCUCCCCGCCCUCCCACUACACAAAGUACACCACCCACAAUCUCAACCUCCUCGCACUCCUAAAGGAGAGAGCCUCGGAUAAUCCGAAUCCAAACCAGCAGGAACUUCUCAGCGACCAGAACGAUGUCCCCGAUUGGCCACUCACACAGCUUGAGAAACCACGGGUAGAUUGGAUUCUGGAAGAACCCGACGCUUACUAUGAAGUUUACGGCGAUAGGUGGUUUGUCAAGGAAACGAUCCCCUCUCUAGCAGAGUCAGGAGGAAACCAAUUGUAUCCGGCUGACCCCACAAUAGAUCGGCGACCAGCCCUUCGAUCUGUCCUGCGCUCUCUCUUGGUCACCUACUCAGCGCUGACUGGUUCGCUUCUGCUGCCCCCACCCACUAAGCCUGAGAUACCUCCAGAAUGGCAGAGACACGUCGACUGGAUCAAUAUUCUCAGUCAGAACCUCAUGGCGGCUGCCAACGACUUGCGGCCUGUGCAGGCACGGGGUCAUCUCGAAUCUAUGAUGAAGCGUCAACUCGACCUACGAAGAGAAGAAACCAAAACUCUGCACCAAAAAUGCGAUGCACUAGAUGUGAAGCUCCAAGAGUUACGCACGUCUGUAAACCAGAUGCUAAAGGAUACACAGCUUUCUGCCUCCAAAGACAAAGAUGCGAACACCCAGAGCUGCAACGCGGACGCGUCCAGUGAUGUAACUGUUAAUGACGUCCUUACGUGGGCAGAGCAAGUCUAA
This is a messenger RNA of Cyclocybe aegerita, 774 nucleotides long. NCBI's taxonomy places the organism in Eukaryota, Fungi, Basidiomycota, Agaricomycetes, Agaricales, Hemipholiotaceae. The record is from the annotation of a GenBank genome assembly.